AUGGGAGUUUGUUUGGUACGGGGAAGCCGUGAUCUUACCUGCGGCUUCUUCGAAUCGCUCCCAUUCAAUAGUACAUACUUCAACGUCCAGAGGCCUUACGAUGUUCCUGAAAACCAGCGCUACAGCUUCAUCAAUGGCGUCCACAGGUGUUGGGUUUACUCCACCGACAAGCCUCACAAUCCAACUUCCAACACUUUGCCACGUACCGAGAUUGCCAUCCAUGGCUAUAACUACACAUCCGGAGUGUGGCAAUUCGAAGGCUACGGUUACGUGCCAAAGGGAACAUCUGGAGUGUGCAUUAUGCAGGUGUUUGGGGCAUCCCCACCGCCGCAUGCCUCGACGGCGAUGGUGAGAGUCUACGACGGCAACCUCACUUAUUAUAGAAAGAAUGUUCUCGCGGAGAACAUCUACGACAAAUGGUUUCGAUUGAAUGUGAUCCACGAUGUUGACGCCUCGAGAGUUGAAAUUUACAUCGAUGGUGAGCUCAAGCUACAAGUCGACGGCCGUGGUGGUGUUUCUCAUGCGUUCAAAUGUGGUGUCUAUGCACAAGCCAACGACUCCUACUACAUGGAGUCCCGUUGGAAGGACAUUAAGGUUUUGAGAAAACUUUGA
Molecule: messenger RNA, 612 nt
Organism: Linum tenue
Lineage: Eukaryota; Viridiplantae; Streptophyta; Magnoliopsida; Malpighiales; Linaceae
Source: the annotation of a GenBank genome assembly